AUGCAUUGGAGGGGCCAUCACUCACCCUCUUCCAUGCCUGGACUCUCAGAUCCUCCUGAACCCACCUCCCCGAGUUGGAAGAAGAGAAAGCGGGACCAUGAAGGCGCCUUGUCUCUGUCGAAGCCUCCCUCUUUCCCUCCGUUCCGAUUAGAAUGUUCGGAUCGAGAUAACGGCGUCACUCUCGCUUCAAGGCAUCAGCCGGAGCCCGAUCUUUCGUUUCGGCCGCGCUGUCUGCCCCGAAAACGCAGACAUGUUCACCCCUCCUAUCUCGCUAUUCCAUCGCAGCAGCCAUCUCUCCUCUCACCCAACGUAUAUGCCCCGAACCAAGAUCCCUACUCCCCACCCGUAUCCCCCAAAACACUCGUUCCAAUACAGUGCCCGUCUGCAGCCCUCCGUCCGUGCCAUAUCUGCCACCGCCGCCCCACAACUCGCCACGUCCUAGACGCCUACGCAGACUGCAACCUGUGCGGUGAACGGGCCUGCUUCAUUUGUCUCCGCCAGUGUGACAGCCUCACUUGUACAGGUUCAGUCCAUGUCGAUUUGGACACUCCGGGAGGACCAGAUCUCUACAGUCCUAAUGAAGACAUCGACCCAGAAAACCCUCGAAUCCGCAGGAAAAUAUGCUCCCGAUGUGCUGUGGAAGGACUCUCGGAGAACGGCACUGAGAUAGUCCGCUGCAUGGACUGCGUCCGGGGCCACACGACUCCCUGGCCGCCUGGUCACAUCACGUCUCAGUGGGCCUUGGAUGGGCCCAACCGUGAUUACAUGCAUAUAUAA
This is a messenger RNA of Penicillium chermesinum, 777 nucleotides long. RefSeq lists its product as uncharacterized. Bases 1 to 777 code for a protein of 258 amino acids. Lineage: Eukaryota; Fungi; Ascomycota; Eurotiomycetes; Eurotiales; Aspergillaceae. The transcript is spliced from 2 exons. The record is from RefSeq and is a predicted model, not a curated record.